AUGGCCCCUCCCACAGUAAUAAGUAAACCAGCCAACAGCACAGACACUGGGGAGAAUCAAUGGAGGCAGUCCACCUCCUUGGAUUCUGUCCAGGUCUAUGAAUCUGGCUCACUAUCUGUGGAUUUCUCAACCUGCCUUUCUUCACUUUCCAUCAGGUUCUCUUCACCUGUGCAGGGGCUGAGAGCUGUAGCUGAGAACGAGGCCAAAGAGAUGAGGCUAAGCCACAUGGAAUAUGGCCACACUGGAAAACAUGGGGCUCACCAGCUAAAAAAAUAUGCAAAGAAAACUUCUUGGUUCCCACAGUAUGCCCCAAUAUAUGGAUGUCUCUCCCAGAGUGUAACUAAUAGCUCAAGACUUCAUGGUUCUAAGUUCAUCUUGAUGGGGCUCCCAGGCAUUGACAAGUGGCAGCACUGGCUCUCCCUGCCCCUGGCUCUGAUCUACCUCUUAGCUCUUGGUACCAAUCUCCUCAUCAUGAUCACCAUUCAUCACAAGCUUAACCUGCACCAGCCCAUGCAUCAGUUCCUUAGUAUCCUGGCUAUAGUGGACAUUGGCUUGGCUACCACCUUCAUGCCCAGGAUUCUGGGCAUGUUCUGGUUUGAUGCCAAGGCCAUCAGCCUCCCUGUGUGCUUUGCUCAAAUCUAUGCUAUUCACUGUUUUAUUAGCAUGGAGUCUGGUAUCUUCCUUUGUAUCACUGUGGAUAGAUAUGUAGCCAUCUGUCACCCACUUCAAUACUCCUCCAUAGUUACUGAAGCUUUUGUAGUCAAAGCCAUAAUAUUCAUGGUGCUUAGGAUUGUCCUGUUGACCAUCCCAGUGCCUGUACUGGCUGUCCAGAGACACUGUUGCUCCAAGAAUGAAAUUGACCGCUGUAUGUGCUCUAACCCUGGGGUCACUGGUUUGGCCUGUGAUGACACCACCAUUAAUAGGUUUUAUUAGCUGGCUUUAGCCUGGGUCAUCAGUGAAAGUGACAUGGCUCUAGUCCUUAUUUCUUAUGUUCUGAUCUUUCACUCUGUGAUGAGACUGAACUCUGCUGAGGCAAGGCUAUUGACUAUUGUCAAGGCUCUGAGCACCUGCACUUCCAAUCUCAUCCUCAUCUUCUUCUUCUACACAACCAUUGUUGUAGUUUCUAUAGCCCAUCUGGCAGCCAAAGCAGCUCUUAUCUUUGCUGUUCUUCUAAAUAUGCUUAACAUUGUCAUCCCCCCUGCAGCCCUUAACCCCAUGGUAUAUGCUUGUAGGGCCCAUGAGCUUAGAUUGAGCUUCCAGAGGGUGCUUAGAUUAGACAAGACUGUGUUCAAGAAGUGGCACAAACUCAAAGAAGGGAAUAUGUGGUGCUGCAAAAGAGCACAGGAUGGCUCUGGUGUUGGAGGUGAUGAUAGCCAUCAUACAAUCUUGGAAGGAAAGCAGGAGUAG
This is a messenger RNA of Artibeus jamaicensis (Jamaican fruit-eating bat), 1407 nucleotides long. RefSeq names its product olfactory receptor 56B4-like. The transcript is spliced from 3 exons. Gene Ontology annotation, biological process: G protein-coupled receptor signaling pathway. NCBI's taxonomy places the organism in Eukaryota, Metazoa, Chordata, Mammalia, Chiroptera, Phyllostomidae. Gene Ontology annotation, molecular function: G protein-coupled receptor activity; olfactory receptor activity. The record is from RefSeq and is a predicted model, not a curated record. Gene Ontology annotation, cellular component: membrane.